Messenger RNA from Mixia osmundae IAM 14324, 937 nucleotides. RefSeq lists its product as uncharacterized. Gene Ontology annotation, molecular function: phosphatidic acid transfer activity. Gene Ontology annotation, biological process: phospholipid transport. The annotation marks the transcript as partial. The transcript is spliced from 3 exons. Gene Ontology annotation, cellular component: mitochondrial intermembrane space. The record is from RefSeq and is a predicted model, not a curated record. Lineage: Eukaryota; Fungi; Basidiomycota; Mixiomycetes; Mixiales; Mixiaceae.
GCGAGAAUGACGCAAGCCAGAAUAUGACCCGUACAUACAGCCACGAGCAUGUCUACGACUCGCCGUGGGUAGACGUAGCGUUGGCGUUCUUCCUGAGGUACCCCAACCCUCUCAGUCCUCAUGUCAUCUCUUGCGACGUCAUUUCUCGCUCCUUCGACCCGACCACUCUCCGGCUACACACGACGAGAGUGCUGCUCAAGAAGGGCAAGCUGCCCAAAUGGGCUCCCAGAAGUGUCGCCGAACGAUCAGAAUCUUGGAUCCUAGAAGAAUCCGUGCUCGAUCUUGCUACUCAGUCUCUCGAGUGUACCACUUCCAAUCUUGACCACAAAAACUAUCUCUCUGUCACCGAACGACAGCGCAUACAGCGUGCAGACCUCGCGACGCAAGCGAAAGCGAUCACACUUGCAACAGUCACUUCUGACUUUGGCUACUUUGGCCUGGGGAGUAGAGUUGAGCACAUGGGCAUCACCCGGUUCAAGAACACCCUCGACAAGUCUCGCGCAGGCGUCUCGCUCAUCCUCAAACACGUUCAAUCGCCCUUUCGUCACCAGCUCAUGACCUCGGGCCCACUACGACCCUAUGACUUUGGAGCAGAUGCUCACAUACGGUCAAGACUACCCGAGGGAUUUGCAGCUUGGGAAUCUGUUGCAGCUGGAUUCCAAGGACACGGAUACGAUGAUGCGCAACCAGAGCGGUACAUACCCGCACCGACCACAGAAGCGGUACAACCGGUCAAGCCGAUCAUCGAUACUCGGUGGAUUGUCGAAACUGCAAAAUAUGCUACCGGUAGACUGUGGGGUCCAGAAUCGAUAUGGACUCAAGCGAGACAACAUGCCAGGCGGAUGACCAAAGAGUAUGUCUGGCCAGGGCAAUUCAGCCUCAAAUGGCGUUGGAGAGUCCGCGAGGAAGCAGAACGACAACGGCAAAUCGCAGCAGC